CAAAUGAGAUUCUCAUGAGUCCUUCCAGCUCACCGCGAAUCCUCGGAACCUCGGAAGCUUCCCGGCACAAAGAAAACCCAUAUGAGACUCUGUUCAUGCACCGCAAACCUUUAUCCUUCUUCUUAUCUCUUGUUCUCUUUGGCCCUAAGCACAAUUGCAUUCACCCAACUCUCUUCAUUGCCCCUUCAUUCCAUAUACUCCAAGAUUCGCGUCCUCAAGGGGCACGGAAUGACUGUUCACUGGCACCCUAAGAGACCGAGUUCAAGAAAUGAAGAGCUGUUCACUGCAUUUCUCAGUGCUUUGUCUCAAGGAAACACGAGAAUGGGUAAUGGAGGUUAUUUUGGAGGUUAAAUAUCAUAGAAUGCCCUUGUUUUUUGUGCUUUUAACCCCCAAUACCACCAUCACCAACUACAACUGCCCGAAUCUUCUGGCUAAUCAGCAA
Neurospora hispaniola is the source of this 442-nucleotide messenger RNA. RefSeq lists its product as uncharacterized. The coding region runs from base 82 to 351 and encodes 89 amino acids. The record is from RefSeq and is a predicted model, not a curated record. NCBI's taxonomy places the organism in Eukaryota, Fungi, Ascomycota, Sordariomycetes, Sordariales, Sordariaceae. The transcript is spliced from 2 exons.